Messenger RNA from Botrytis deweyae, 2004 nucleotides. RefSeq lists its product as uncharacterized. The record is from RefSeq and is a predicted model, not a curated record. Bases 1 to 2004 code for a protein of 667 amino acids. NCBI's taxonomy places the organism in Eukaryota, Fungi, Ascomycota, Leotiomycetes, Helotiales, Sclerotiniaceae. The transcript has 2 exons. Gene Ontology annotation, biological process: transmembrane transport. Gene Ontology annotation, molecular function: transmembrane transporter activity.
AUGCAAUCGUAUUUGACAUAUAAACGAUUUGGGAGGUUAACCGAAGCCCAAUUCGAGAGGGAUAGAUUGAGGGCAGAGGCGCUGGAGAGGGGGAAUAGAGAUGUGCAAUCUGGGAAUUUGAAUUUGGAUUUGGAUGCGAAUAGAAGGGAUGGGUCUGGGGGUCCUCGUUCUUCUUCUUCUUCUUCUUCCGCCUCCUCUGAUAAUACAGGAUCCUCGGCAACGGAGCUACAUACGCACGAUAUUGAGAAGGCAGAGAGAGGUAUACCAAAUGCCCCUUCACUAGAUUUUUAUACCGAAGAAAAUCCACACAAAGAGAAAGAUGAUGCAGAACCAGAAGAACAAGACGACGAAAGUGGAAACGCGAGAUCAGAAACCCUUGAUCGAAUCGCCACUCGAGCAACAGCACACACCACGCGCAGUUUCGGAACACGCUUGGGAUAUACAUUAACGGGAAUCGAGGUGCGCGAAUUAUCUGCCCAGCUAACGAGAACGCGGACCGCAUCAAAGGGCAAAUCCAAAUCUAAAUCGAGACAAGCACCCCACCCAAACGAUGCAGGGAAUGACAAACAAGGAGAGAGAGAAACGGUCUUCGUCGUCGGUUACGAAGGCGCGAAAGAUCACAUGAAUCCGCAUAAUUGGUCGAUUUGGCGGCGGAGUUUCUGCACCGUCAUGAUUGCGUCGAUUGGAUUUAUAGUCGGCUUUGCGUCGUCGAUUGAUAGCGCGGCGUUGACGCAGGCGGCGGAAGAUUUUGGCGUGAGUGAGGUUGCGGAGUCGUUGGCGACGGGGUUGUUUCUUGUGGGAUUUGGAUUGGGGGCGUUGUUUGCUGGACCGAUAUCCGAAACCAUCGGGAGAAACCCAGUAUACAUUUCCACACUCUUCAUAUACAUGAUCUGGAUCAUGGCGUCCGCGCUCGCCCCCAAUCUCGCCACGCAACUCAUCUUCCGCUUCCUCGCCGGCUUUUUCGGUUCCACCCCACUCACCUGCGCCGGGGGAUCCAUAUCGGAUCUGUGGUCGCCCAUGGAGCGCGUGUACGCCUUUCCCGUCUUCGCCAACGCCGCCUUCAUGGGACCGAUAUUUGGGCCCAUCGUCGGGGGUUUCGUCGGACAAUCUCACCUCGUGAGUUGGAGAUGGUGCGAAUGGAUUACCCUGAUUCUUUCCGGAGCUAUCCUCCUCCUCAUCACAUUAUUCCAACCCGAGACUUUCGCGCCCAUUCUGCUGAAAUGGAAAGCCGCGCAUCUGCGCCGCAUAACAGGCGAUGAACGAUUUGUGUCCGAGGUGGAAAUCCGAGCCGAUCCAUUCAAAACGCGCUUACUCAAAGCGUUGUAUCGACCCUGUCUCCUCAUCACGCGCGAACCCACCGUCAUGCUCUUCGCGCUGUAUCUCACCGUCGUAUACAUUAUCCUCUUUACCUUUCUCGACGGAUACACGUACAUUUUUGGCGAAACGUACAAUUUCAGCGAGGGGCUCACCGGACUCGCAUUCCUUGGGAUUGCCAUCGGGCUCUGCUUUGCCACCUGUCUCGUUCCGCUGAUCCACCACUGGGCGAAGCAAGAUCUCGAAGCUCUGCGCGCCAUCCACGGAGAGAAAGCCAAACUGCCCCCGGAAAAACGACUCUGGUUUGCCAUGUUCGGCGCGCCAUUUAUUCCCAUCUCGCUUUUCUGGAUGGGGUGGACGAAUUAUCCUUCGAUUUCUCCCUGGUCGGGUCUUGUCGCUUCGCUCUUUUUUGGCUUUGGCAUCCUGUGCAUUUUCAUAAGUACGUAUCAGUAUAUUAUCGAUUCCUAUGAAAUGUACGCGGCGUCUGCACUGGCGAGUUUGACGCUGGUGAGAUAUGUGGCUGCGGGGGGGAUGGUGGAGGUGGGGAUUCCGUUUUAUGAGAAUCUGGGCGUGCAUUGGACGCUUACGGUAUUGGGAGGGAUAAGUGCGGUCAUGGUGCCGGUGCCGUAUUUGUUUUAUGUUUAUGGGGAGAAAGUGAGGGGGUGGAGUCGCUUUGCUGCGACGCAUUAG